Gymnogyps californianus (California condor) is the source of this 3648-nucleotide messenger RNA. It is a transcript of the gene TXLNG, whose product is annotated as taxilin gamma. Gene Ontology annotation, biological process: regulation of cell cycle. Lineage: Eukaryota; Metazoa; Chordata; Aves; Accipitriformes; Cathartidae. The transcript is spliced from 10 exons. The coding region runs from base 16 to 1626 and encodes 536 amino acids. Gene Ontology annotation, molecular function: syntaxin binding. The record is from RefSeq and is a predicted model, not a curated record.
UGCUGCCGUCACAUCAUGGCGACGCGCGGAGCGGAGGCAGCGCGCGGAGGAGGCAGCAGCGGCAGCGCGGCGGCGGCGGCGGGACGGAGCCGGCGCCAGAGCCAGAGCGGCGAGGAGGAGGAGGCGGCGGCCCCGAGCGGCAGCCUGGAGCUGGUUGGUGGUGCAAUGGAAGAAGCUGGAUCUCAGGAGAUGGGAAUGAAUAACGAGGAUCAGCUGGUGAACAGCAAGUGCAAUGAAUUGUCUGAUACAGCGUUGCAGCAUGCGCAUUCCAACUGUUACGGCCUGGAAAACACAGGCACGUUGGAAGAAGCCGAGUAUAUCACAAAGAACAGAAAACACCUGGGGUCCACAUGCUGCUCUCAAGCGUCUCGUGAGGAGACGCCUGGGAGAGAAGAAGCCCGUACUGAUCCACCUGAUGGCCAACAAGAUCCAGAGAGUGAAAAACACAAAGAGAAAACUUUGGGAAAAGAAGUGCUAUUAUUAAUGCAAGCCUUGAACACACUUUCUACUCCAGAGGAAAAGCUGGCAGCUUUGUGCAAGAAGUAUGCUGAUCUGUUGGAGGAGAGCCGGAAUGUUCAAAAGCAGAUGAAGAUACUGCAGAAGAAGCAAGCACAAGUUGUGAAGGAGAAAGUCCACUUGCAGAGUGAGCAUAGCAAGGCCAUUUUGGCACGUAGCAAACUGGAAUCUCUCUGUCGGGAGCUUCAGCGUCAUAACAAGACUUUGAAGGAAGAAAACAUGCAGCAAGCGCGUGAAGAAGAAGAAAGACGGAAAGAAGCAACUGCACACUUCCAGAUUACACUGAAUGAAAUUCAGGCUCAGCUGGAACAGCAUGAUAUACAUAAUGCCAAGCUCCGUCAGGAAAAUAUUGAACUGGGGGAAAAACUGAAGAAACUCAUUGAGCAGUAUGCGUUGCGAGAAGAGCAUAUCGAUAAAGUGUUCAAACAUAAAGAACUACAGCAGCAACUUGUGGAUGCCAAACUUCAGCAAACUACCCAGCUUAUUAAAGAAGCAGAGGAAAAACAUCAGCGAGAAAGGGAGUUUCUGCUAAAAGAAGCUACUGAGUCCAGACACAAAUGUGAACAGAUGAAGCAACAGGAAGCUCAGCUGAAGCAGCAGCUUUCUCUUUACAUGGAUAAGUUUGAAGAAUUCCAGACCACCAUGGCAAAAAGUAAUGAACUCUUUACAACCUUCAGGCAAGAAAUGGAGAAGAUGACGAAGAAGAUUAAGAAACUGGAAAAGGAAACCAUAGUGUGGCGUACAAAAUGGGAAAACAACAACAAGGCUCUUCUGCAAAUGGCUGAAGAGAAAACAGUAAGAGAUAAAGAAUACAAGGGCUUUCAAAUAAAACUGGAGCGUUUGGAGAAGCUAUGCAGGGCCCUUCAGACAGAAAGGAACGAGCUGAAUGAGAAGGUGGAAAUCCUUAAGGAGCAGGUUUCCCUCAGAGAAGCAGAUGUGGAUCUAGCUGUGCAGGUGUUGCAGUCCUGCACACUCAAUUCCCACGAGGAGCUGGGAACUCCCACUGACACGGAACCAGGAAUCCAACCCGAUGUGGAAUCACGUGGGGCAAAUAGCUCCGAAAAGACUGUCUCAACAAGUCCUGUUCCUGGCACUGAAUCUGUAGACUAAAAUGAAGUGUAAACACUGUAUUGAGAGAUAUAUUUUGUGUAUAACUUUCUCUGUUGGUGGUAACUAUUUGGUUUUGUGGUGAAAAUUUUCUUACUUUUUCUACCAUAUCUGUAUUUUCUUAGAACUACUGGACUUAUGUGGUACAGGAAGCUGCAUAGCAGCUUUAAAUAGCUUAAACUAUAAAUUUUCCACAACUGUGUUGCACAUCUGCCUCAUUUUUUAAAAGAAAAUAUUUUUCCAUAAAAGGAUGCAUGUGCGUUUCCUCCCCACAACACAAAUCACUGUCAUGGAAGACCGUGUACAGAUAUAACAUCAUUCCAGGGAAAAUAGUGACAGCAGGUCACUUUUUUUUGGUUCAAAGAACAGCAUUCUGGUUUUGUUCAUUGAUUUGCCACUCAGUAUACUAAAGAUUACCAAUUUUUCCAGUAAAUUUAUCUACAUAAGGAUGUCUAAUGGCCAGUAAAAAAUGUCAACUUUCCCCUCUAGUAUGUUUUCAUAUAUAUGAAUGACAAAGUAAAGGUCCAGAAUAUAGUAAAAGGUAUGUUUAAAGGGUUUUAUGUACUUUGUGGUAUGAAAAAACAGCUUUGAAAUACAUUAAUUUGCAGCUGGUGAAACAGGGUGUACAACUUUUUGCAGACUUCUCAGGGUUGUGUUGUAAAGGUUAGUUUGGACUCUUUGCCCUAGCUGUGAACGUGUUAAAUAUAAGCGCGUGAGAAAAUGUACAGCAAUGUUACAGAGUGGAAUUUUGCAGUUGUGUAGCCUAUUGCACAGGUGUUGGUCAUGUUCUUCCCUCUUAGCUGCAGUGUGUCCAUCACAUGGUUAUCCUGACUAGAGAAAUCCGUUACUGUCUAGAUGAAUCUCUCGAUUAUCUGAAGGGCUGAAAAAUAGACAUUUACUGCCAGAGGUGUGGAAGACACGAGUCUGUGGCAUAUAGGCUUUCUCUAAUAGCCUUGUAUGCAAUGUAUUUAAGCGUUAGUUAAGCGUAUACUGAUUAUAAUUGAACAUAUAGAUUCAAAUACUUUUCCUGAAGUACAAUGUGGAAUUUCUUGCACACUCAACCUCAAAGCUGUACCAGUUGGCAGAGUGCCUUCCCAGUUAGGUUAUCUGGUAAAGAUGGUACUUCAAAUUCUUAUGCUAACAUACCACAAGCAAAGCUCCCUUGUUAACCUUAAACUGUACAGUCUUUUCCUAGAAAAUUUGAUAUCCACAUUUUGACUUCUUUUCCUGAAAGAAACUAGGACCAAUGUUUAUUUUUUGGCAAGGCAAUGUGUGAAAUAACUACAAGCUACCCUUAGCUUUAGUUCCCAUGCAUUUACUUUUCUAGUUUUGGUUGCUGUCAUUUUAAGAGAUACGAACAUGUGUAGCCUUUUCUGGUACUUAAAGUUCUUUGCACUUACUUGGGAGGGGAUUUCUGAAUCAAGCACAUCUCUCAAUGAGCUUCCCACCCUCAUCGCCCUUGACAGUUUAGUGGCUAAAUUACUUGAAUGUUCAGGCUGCACUGAGCUCCUGAUCCUUUUCCUGUAGUAAUGUACAUUGAAAUAAUGUAGCUGUCUCUGAAAGAGAGUAAGGUUAUGUAAGGCCUAAUAAAUGUGUUUUAGCUUAUACCACUGAGAUGAACUGUGCAAAACUGACGUUUCUUAAAUGGUGGAGCAAAUGGGAAGCUGGCCAUCUUUCUCCUAGAUUUGUGCAGGUUUUGUGUUUGUGGUCCAAGCACAAUGCAGGAAUGAAAAGAAGGUAGCAAUGAGCAGUCAGUCAAGUUAGACUCAGAGCUUUGAAAUGUUAAUCAUGCUAACCAUAUGGCAUAAAAAAUACUGGAAAGAAGUAUUUCAGACUUGCUUUUCAAGUGACUUGCUUUAUAGAAUCAAACUGUUUAAAAAAUAGUUGUUGCGAGAACUGGUUUUCAGCUAACACUAAGCAUGAAGUAAUUUUCCUGAGGAAAAGUGAAAAACUUUGUAUCUGAUGCAUCAUACCCUUGGCAAGGUAGGACAUGCAGUUUUCUAUUUUUACAAUUUAUUAUUUGGA